Schistocerca gregaria is the source of this 2799-nucleotide messenger RNA. RefSeq lists its product as uncharacterized. The transcript is spliced from 3 exons. The record is from RefSeq and is a predicted model, not a curated record. The coding region runs from base 59 to 1936 and encodes 625 amino acids. Lineage: Eukaryota; Metazoa; Arthropoda; Insecta; Orthoptera; Acrididae.
AAUUUUUUUUGCGCGAUUCACCAGACUUUUCAAACCUCUUCUGACGGACUGAUUAAGCAUGAAAUCAAAGAAGGCUUUAUAUUGUUUGAGUUUCCUGGUUUAUGCUUCCACUCUAGUUUUCUAUCUGCUGUGUCCCAUUCUCUUUUUUGAAGGGCUUGGAUCAGAAGAAAAGGCGUUCAAAACAUGGAUCCACAAAACCUAUUCGAGCAAUUUAGAUUUGGAAGCCGUUGAAGAGUCUUCAAAUGCCUAUGCAAAGUUCCAAAAAAUGUUAAGUUCAAACAUAUCCAAGCAGGAAUGGUCUAACCAAACUUCUGAUUGGAUUUUGAGUCACGCACGUCGAUUGCUGCCUAAUGCGAAUGUGGAGAAAAUACCAUUCGUGGUCAGAGAAGGAUCUGAACACGUAAUGGGAUGGAAUAUUCAAAUUUCUCCGAGUCUUAUUCGCUUCUCAAAGACAAAAGCGGUAGUGAUUCAAGCAAAAUAUAGCAGGCAGUCAAAAAAUUUACCGACCUUUCUUCUCUUGGUUGAGGUGUAUUCUGUUUUGCAAACCCGUCUGUUUGAGAAAUCUCUCAUCUACGUCAUAACCCCAGCAAACUACGGACGAGACGCUUUUGAUGCUUGGCUCAGUUCAAGAUUGGAUUCUUUUUUCUAUCUUGAGCAACUUCAUACCAUUCGUUCUAAAUUCUCCAAUUCGAGUCUAGAUCCAAUCAAGAUGGAUAGAGUUCCUAUGAUCUAUUCUAUCGUACAUCUGGACCAUUUAUUUGCGGAAAAAUAUAACGACAUCAAUUUGAAGAUGAUGAGCGAUUAUGGCGUUUUACCUAAAUCAGACCUUAUAUACGCCUCUAUUUUGUCCUCUGUGAGCAUCGGCGUCCCUAUUCGUAUUGAAGAUUACGGGGAUCCGAAAGGCUUUCAAAACUUCCGCGAGUGGGCUCGAAAUCUGCUCGACAAAUUUCCGGAUUUUGUUUCAAAAACGUUCACCAAGAUUUUCUUUGGUCACCGAUACCACGUCUUCUUCAUUCAGAAUUGGUAUAGAGCUCUGUGCUCGUCAACUGGAUUUCAUUCAAUCGGUAACUUGAAGAAAAUAGAUAGCAUUACCCUGUCGUCUACCCUGUCUUCCCUACCGGUGGGCCCAAAAACGGCAUUUCGCAACUUGUUGUAUAUGGUGGAAAAAAUUACAAGACUUCUAGACGGACUUGUAAAUCCUUGUUUCCAUGGGUCUUCUGGAUAUAUCAUCUUCGAUGGACGCGUUAUUAAAAAUGGUAGUCUUGGCAUCUUACUAUCUCUGGUCUUGAUUGCGUACCUUCUUUGGAUGGCCAAUGUCGUUUUGGUCGCUGACACUUCAAUACUUACAGUAUCUAUAUCAAAACUCAUUUUUUCGUUAGUCAUCCCAAUCCUAAUCUAUGCCCCGUUGUUUAAAAUUCAACUGUCCAUUGCAGCAGUCUGUUACUGGCUAGUAUUCAUCUUCUUAAUACAGCUGUUGUUCGUCGCCAUCAUAUUUCCGAAGUUGGAUUCAUCCUUAUUUGAGCAAUCUUGUUCCAUCCGAAGCUAUUUUGUAUCUUCUUACCUCUCUUUCGCCCCUAUCGUAUCCUUCAUGAUCAUACUGUCAUGUGUCAACACUUCUAUGUCGCUGUUCCUAGUCGCAUGCUAUCCGCUGACCAUAAUCAUGCACUCAUUCAGACCUUCAUACCCAAAACUCGCUCUCCACCUUAUCUUGUCUCCGUUCUCCCUUCUGCUUGCCUUCAACGUCGCCACUGGUCACUCGCCGAUAUACCAUAUAGGUGUACCCGUGUACCGACUCCUAUCUCUUCACUUCACACAUCACAACCCCCUCAUCUAUCUGUUUAUAUUAUACGUCCUACAAAACACCCAAUCACUCUAUGAAACUGUGCACUACUUGUCCGUUUCCCCAACUUUCGUUCCGCGCGCGUCCCCGUCAUGAAUCAAAACUCUGUGCCCUCUCGCACGCGCCAGCCGUGCGCCGAAACCUCGAAUUUAGUGACCGCUCGCCGCGUCCUCAGCGCCUCAUCAGUGCACCUCUAUCUCGAGCAAUACCGCCGAUCACCUCUGUCCAAAAACAAGCACGUGUACGGUUGAUCAAUUGCCUUACACACGCCAGAUGUGUGUAUUGCGUAUUCAGAAAGCGGUCUUCAUUUGAAUUUUUUUUUUGGUUGUUGGUCACGUUCUUGGCUCCGCCUUGAUUCCGUAUCCAGAAGUGUGAGCAGCCUUUUAGCUCUUUGAAGUCUGUCUGCUUUUAUUUUUUGCAUUUGGUCUUUCUUUUCUUCUCUCGACAAAGUGCUCGGCGUCGUCGUCGAAAUCAGUUUGUUAGACUGAUGGAAUUUAGAUUGUUCUUCUUCCAAUUUUUUAAUUACCUGCUCCAAUCCAUUAUAUCGAAACCUAAAGAGAUCUUUGUUGCAUUCAAACAGACCCUUCAACGUCGUCGUGCAAGACCUACGAAUGGAAUAUGAUUGCAUCUCUUCGUAUGAAAGCAAUGCCCGAAGAUCAAAUCGAUCGACCAGCGCGUCUCCAGAUCUGUCAUGCUCAGAUUUGGAUAUCCACUGAACGAGCAUGAAUUUCACUGGAUCUUCUUGUUUCGAUGAUGGUGACAAGCAUGGAUUAUCGGCGUCGUAAAAAACAAGCGGCGUCGCCAAGCCUAAUAAUAUGAUGUGGCGCGAAUCGAUCAAACGAUCAUCCUUACCAAAACGGUUACUAUUGCCUCUUCAAAUAACGAGACAGAGGAAAAAAAAUACGCACUUUGGAGUAGCAAUGCAUGUCUCGAUAUUGGGUCUUUCGCGAAGUCUUCAA